UCAUCCACCGACAUCCCGGACCCACAUGGCAGCCAGUCGCAAGCCCCGCUCCCCGUCCACCGCUGGCGGCGGCGACCACCUCCGCUUCCUCCGCCCCGGGGCCCUCGCCCGCCUCCGCGACACCAGGCUUCGCCGCGCGAGUCGCACCUCUCGCCUGCCCACGCCCUCAUCAUGGCCGGCGCUGGCGUCUCCCCCUCCUACUGCGACCGGAGACAGCGAGGGCGGCGCAGUCAUGCCGUACUUCGUGCCCGUCUCAGGGUUCCUCGCGCCGCGGUGUCCCCAACGGAAGAAGCUGGCGGCGGCGAAGUACAUGGUACUCUUCUCGCCGUUGCCGCCGCCGCCGCCCACGAGCACCGAUCUGCCCUUGGAGGCGGCUAUCGAGUUCCUGAACUCGCUUGACAUGGUGGUCGCCGCCCACUGAAGUGUCUCGCCGUAGUGUUGUAUAGUUGUGGUAGCCUUGUAGAUUUGGGGAUCUAUUCCUCCCUUAUUUCGUUAGCUUGGUGUUUUUGUAGUUUGUACUGAUCUUGAUGUGAAAAACAAAACACAGAAGAAUA
Messenger RNA from Phragmites australis (common reed), 554 nucleotides. RefSeq lists its product as uncharacterized. The coding region runs from base 26 to 421 and encodes 131 amino acids. NCBI's taxonomy places the organism in Eukaryota, Viridiplantae, Streptophyta, Magnoliopsida, Poales, Poaceae. The transcript has a single exon. The record is from RefSeq and is a predicted model, not a curated record.